Molecule: messenger RNA, 1110 nt
Organism: Penicillium cataractarum
Lineage: Eukaryota; Fungi; Ascomycota; Eurotiomycetes; Eurotiales; Aspergillaceae
Product: 4-hydroxythreonine-4-phosphate dehydrogenase
Exons: 2
Coding region: 1-1110 (369 amino acids)
Molecular function (GO): NAD binding
Source: RefSeq, a predicted model, not a curated record
AUGGUUGGAGCCAUCGAUAUCUCUCGAACCCAACUGCCCCGACGUCCACGCGUUGCCGUUACCCUAGGCGACCCGUCGGGCAUUGGUCCUGAGUUAAUUGCCAAGCUCCUCAGUAACCCAGCGAAUCGCCAGAAAGCCGAUAUUGUUCUCCUUGCCGAUGAGACUGAGCUUCAGUCCGCUAUGACUGACGCAGGAGGGGUGCAUGUCGCCAUCUCUUCUGGCUCUGCUGGGCCGCAUGGUAUCCAACUGAUCGAUGACCACAGCGCCGCGAAAUAUCCCUCUACCCGAGGAGAGGUUUCGAAGGCCAGCGGGGCACGCAGCAUUCACCAAUUAAAAAGAGCCUUGAAGUUAGCACAAGUGGGUGAAAUUGACGCUAUUGUCUUUGCCCCGUUGAAUAAGAGCUCUCUGAAACUAGGUGGCAUGACGGAGGAGGACGAACUGCGAUGGUUCGCCAACCAAUUAGACUUCAAGGGUACCACGAGUGAAAUCAACAUUGCCGGACCGUUAUGGACAGGUAGAGUCACGAGCCACAUUGGAAUAGAGCAGGUUGCGCAUCGCAUAACCAAGGAGUCAACGCUGAAAGCCAUCGAACUGUUGCACCAGCUGAGGUGGGAGUCAGGGAUAGACUCUCCACGCCUCGGCGUUUGUGCACUGAACCCUCACAAUGGCGAGAACGGUAGUUUCGGGCGGCAAGAGAUAGAUCACAUUCGGCCCGCAGUAGAGGCAGCCCUCAAAAACGGCAUCGAUGUCCAGGGCCCGUUCCCAUGCGACACCAUUUUCAUCAAGCGACAGCACUUUGAUGGCAUUGUUACGAUGUACCAUGAUCAGGGGCAGAUUGCAAUGAAGCUGCUUUCAUUUGACGGGGGAGUGACUGUGCAAGGCGGCAUUCCGAUCCCCAUUGCCACUCCUGCUCAUGGGACAGCUUUUGACAUUGUCGGCAAGAAUCUGGCGGCUGUCACCAGUACUCAGAAUGCCUUCGACAUUGCUGUCACAAUGGCGGAGAGAAGAAUCCUGAAGAAAUCAGACUUUCUUCCUGAUACCAUGUCUGUCAAGGCUGGGCCACGCCCCCAAAACCGUUGUAAUGGAAUGCUCAGCACCUCAUGUUGCUGA